UAGUUUGUUUAAUCAAAUUCAAGUUUUUAUUGAUUAAAAAAUAAAAAUAAAAGGAAAAAAAAUGUGCAUUGAACAAAAAAACAAGUUUAACACAACAUGAAGUCGGUUCGACUUGUGGGUUUCUCAAAUUGCCAGCCAACCGUUCCUUAAACCAAGAUCAUCAUCAUCUAAUCUGCAUAGUGUCGUGGUCUCCGUGGACAAAUUUAAAAAUUAAAAAAAGUGCGAAAUUUUUUUUUUUUACUUUUUUGUAUCAAACAACAUUAUGAAUCAGCAUUCUUCGACUAAGCUAGGCCUGAUUCGAAAAACAAAAUAACAACGUUAAGAGUGCAGUAUUACACCUGCGGGCGGAUGGAAAGAUUUGGUGUUUUUUUUUGUAUCUUAUAUUCGUAUUGCUCGCUUGUGUGGUCAGUAGUAGCAAGUGCUGUUGGGGAUACUGCCUGACACAGAUUACGUUACAUCUUCGCCCAGAAAUCAUUUAUAUUAAAAUAAAAACCGCGCACGCAGGUGAAAGUUUAAUCAUUUCGAUUUUUUUAAUAAAAUUGUGUUUACUGCAUUUUUUAAUUUGAAAAUAAUCGUACAUAAAAUAUCAAAUAAAACAAAAACAAAUAUAAAAAUACUUACACCAGCUGAAAUUGUUAAUAUCUUAAAACAAACAGUACUAAAGCCUUAAAAAUGGAACAAUGGUAUUACGUACUUUAAUAGUGAAUACCAAAAGUAACUUCAAAAUAUCGCUUAAAAAAAUGCAAACAAAAUUUAGUAGAUUAUUUUAAACACAACCAAAGGAAAAACAAUAGAUCUUCGUGAUUAAAUAUUUACUAUUGAUUUUAAUGUAUCACCUCCUUUUGGCUGAAAAAAAAAAAACAAAUAUGAUAUAAAAGGGUACACAUUUUUGAAACAAAAAUUAGUAGAAUAAUAAAAAAAGAACACAGCAUCACCAUUUCUUAACAAAAGAAACAAAAUAAAAACAACAUACAAAAUAAGAAGAUUUAAAAAAAAUGAAAUAAGAAAGAAAUAUGUGUUGUUCAAAAAAAUAAUACGUUCUCAGAUACAAAAAAUAUAUUGUAUCUCAAUUUUAGUCUGCAUUUCGUUAUGAUGCGAAGCUAAUUAAUUUUCAAAAACGAUAAAAAAUUGUGAUAUCUCUUAGUGCAUUUAAAAUAAUUAAAUAUUUUUCUGUGAUUUAUAUUUAAAAUAUCAAAUAAUAUAAAAUGUUGUUGGGACUUCCUUUCAACAACCCGGGAAGUGUUUUUUGUAAAAACUAUCGCCAGCAAUUGGCCUCAACCCUUAUAGUUAAUUUAAUAACAUUGAGCCAUGGCAUCGCGUAUGCAUGGGUCUCACCGAUGCUUUUCAAAUUGCAGUCAGAUGACUCUCCGUUGGAGUUUAGAAUCUCGGUAGAAGAGGCUUCGUGGAUUGGAGGCCUAACCGGUAUUGGAGGAUUGGCUGGGAAUGUAAUUUUUGGCAUCCUUCUGGAUAGCAUUGGCCGCAAGCUAUGCAUAUAUCUUGUCGCCUUGCCACACAUAGGUUUUUGGAUUAUGGUUUAUUUCGCCACUGAUGUCUCGCACCUUUAUAUGGCCCGCUUAUUUGGAGGCUUUGCAGGAGGAGGCAUUUACGUUCUCAUUCCAAUUUUCGUAUCAGAAAUUGCUGACGCCAAGGUCCGCGGUAGACUUGGAUCUCUUUUCUGCUUUUCACUUAAUGUGGGCAUACUUUCGGGCUACAUAAUUGCAUCACAUAUUCCGUAUUUGGUGAUUCCAUGCUUAGUCGUGAUUCUACCAAUACUUUAUCUCUUACUGGCAAUACACUUUCCUGAGACACCUCAGCACUUAUUGCACAAAGGAUUAGUUGAUGACGCUGAAAAGUCCCUGAAGUUUUACAAGAACUACCAAGGAAGCAGCAAAAUAAACGAUCAAAAAUUCAGCACUGACUUUAACGAACUUAAACUAUCUGUGCAAUGUACGGAUGAUAAAAAGGAAGUUUCUUAUAAGGAUUUUUUGUCAAAGAGGUCUUUAAAAGCAUUGUGCAGUGGAGUAGUUCUGGCUUUUGUUAACAGCUCAUCCGGAGUUUUUGUUAUCCUUAACUAUUCGUCAAUGAUUUUUGCCGAAACUCACUCCACAAUGGACCCAAAUACAAAUACUAUUAUAAUUGGGGCAGUGCAAAUUGUUGGGUCAUAUUGCGCUACUGUCUUAGUUGACCGUCAUGGGAGGAAGAUAUUAAUGCUCCUAUCUACUAGUGGAAUGUUUCUUGGUUUAACCACAAUUGGAGCGUACUCAUACUUUGCGGACACAAUCGAUUUGACAUCAAUGUCAUGGCUGCCAGUCGUUAUAAUAUCAUUUGUCAUAUUUUCGGCAAAUAUUGGUGUAGUUGCUGUUACGUUUGUGCUUUUGGUCGAGGUUCUUCCUCCAAAGAUUCGUUCUUUGGGGUCAACAUUCUGCUUGGUCCUCAUGAGUGUGUUUGUGUUCACGGUUCUGAAACUAUUUCCUAUUUUGAUGGUAAUCAUUGGUCUGGCGGGAGUCAUGUGGAUUUGUGCUUCAAUAUCAGGAUUUGGAUUUUUGUAUGUUUUAUUAUUUUUACGAGAAACAAAAGGAAAGUCACUGGACGAUGAUAACGCUUAUGAUUAAUAAAUAUACAAUAAAAUCAUAGUGCACUUAAAUGUUAUGAGAUUGAUACGAGUAAAUUAUACCAAAAGCUCUUUAAAUUAUUUAAGGAAUUGACAAAAACAAA
Messenger RNA from Episyrphus balteatus (marmalade hoverfly), 2715 nucleotides. RefSeq names its product facilitated trehalose transporter Tret1-like. Bases 1206 to 2612 code for a protein of 468 amino acids. The transcript has 6 exons. The record is from RefSeq and is a predicted model, not a curated record. Gene Ontology annotation, molecular function: sugar transmembrane transporter activity. Gene Ontology annotation, biological process: carbohydrate transport; transmembrane transport. NCBI's taxonomy places the organism in Eukaryota, Metazoa, Arthropoda, Insecta, Diptera, Syrphidae. Gene Ontology annotation, cellular component: membrane.